AUGGCUUCCAGAUUAGAGGACGAUCUCUGCUGUUCUGUCUGCCACGACAUCUUUAAAGAUCCUGUCAUCCUGUCAUGCAUCCACAGCUUCUGUAAAGACUGUCUGCAGAGCUGGUGGACGGAGAAACAAACCAGAGAGUGUCCGCUUUGUCAGAGAAGAUCUUCAAAGGAACCACCUCUUAAUUUUGCGUUAAAGAACCUGUGUGAGAGUUUCUUACGGGAGAGAGAUCAGAGAGCUUCAGAGCCUCUCUGCAGUCUGCACUCUGAGAAACUCAAACUCUUCUGUCUGGACCAUCAGCAGCCAGUGUGUCUCGUCUGCAGAGACUCAGAGAAACACACCAACCACAGAUUCAGACCCAUCGAUGAAGUUGCACAACAACACAAGAAGGAACUUCAGGAAACUCUGGAGCCUUUAAAGAAGAAGUUAAAGGUUUUUAAAGGAGUUAAAGAGAAGUUUGAUCAAACAGCAGAACACAUUCAGGUCCAGGCCCGACGCACAGAGACGCAGAUCAUGGAGCAGGAGGAAGAGGAGCAGAAGAGUCAGAUGAUGGAGGAGAAGAUGGAGGCUCUGAGCAGAGAGAUAGCAGCUCUUUCAGACACAGUCAGAGCCACAGAGGACCAGCUGAGAGCUGAACACGUCUCAUUCCUGCACAACUACAAGGCUGCAGUGGAAAGAGCCCAGCAGUUCCCCCUGCUGGAGGAUCCACAGCUGCCCUCAGGAGCUCUGAUAGACCAGGCCAAACACCUGGGAAACCUGGCCUUCAACAUCUGGAACAAGAUGAAGGACAUGGUCUCCUACAGUCCUGUCAUCCUGGACCCAAACACUGCUGGUACACAACUCAUCCUGUCUGAAGAUCUGACCAGUCUGAGACGAGGAGAGGAACAGCAGCUUCCUGAUAAUCCAGAGAGGAUUAAAGGUUAUGGCUCUGUUCUGGGCUCUGAGGGUUUUAACUCAGGGACUCACAGCUGGGAGGUCGAGGUUGGAGACAAUAAAGGCUGGCAUCUGGGUGUGUUAGCAGAGUCUGUCCAGAGGAGAGGAGACAUCCUGUCUGGAUUAUGGGGAAUGCAGUUCUAUAAAGAUAAUUACUCAUCAUGGUCACCAUCAGAUAAAGGAACUGGUCUCGUAGUGCAGAAGAAGCUCCAGAGGAUCAGAGUCUCCGUUGGCCUCAGAGAACUCUGUGGAGUUACUAAUUGCCUCGGGGGAAGAGGGAAGACGUCCGCUGUUAGCCGACCAGGUCUGCGCUCAGCACGGAGUCACGUUAUAGGAACACCGGCAGGUUGGAGAAGCUUGUUCUUGCCCGCUGUUAGCCAGCUUUAUGUCUCCGCUCAGCACGGGUCCACCGCACAGCUCGUUAACUCAAGAAGCUGUGAGCAAUACGCCAACGCUGAGAACACAACCACCGGGACCAGAGGAGAUUGA
This is a messenger RNA of Centropristis striata (black sea bass), 1419 nucleotides long. Its product is annotated as E3 ubiquitin-protein ligase TRIM35-like. The transcript has 4 exons. The record is from RefSeq and is a predicted model, not a curated record. Bases 1 to 1419 code for a protein of 472 amino acids. Lineage: Eukaryota; Metazoa; Chordata; Actinopteri; Perciformes; Serranidae. Gene Ontology annotation, molecular function: zinc ion binding.